This is a messenger RNA of Hydractinia symbiolongicarpus, 1404 nucleotides long. Its product is annotated as ubiquitin-conjugating enzyme E2 S-like. Lineage: Eukaryota; Metazoa; Cnidaria; Hydrozoa; Anthoathecata; Hydractiniidae. The coding region runs from base 142 to 750 and encodes 202 amino acids. The transcript is spliced from 5 exons. The record is from RefSeq and is a predicted model, not a curated record.
GAAAUUCGAAAUACGCGUCGUCUAUUUUGUUUUUGAAAUUUCGUUUGUUGUUUUCUUCAGAAAAAAACAGCUGAUAUCAAGAGUAGGCCAGUGACAACAAAAAAAGCCGGCUAUCAAGCUAUAAUUUUACAACCUUUAAACAUGACGUCUGUAUCUAACUCUGAGAAUUUGUCACCACAAGUAUUACGUGAGGUGGCAAAGCAAUUACAUGUGUUGCAAACAGAGGCUCCAGAAGGAAUUAAAAUCUUUGUAAAUGAAGGAGAUAUGACAGAUAUACAAGCAUCAAUAGAGGGUCCUGCCGGCACACCUUAUGAGGGAGGCCUAUUUAAAAUGAAAUUGGUUUUGGGAAAAGACUAUCCACAAUCACCACCCAGAGGUUUCUUUUUAACAAAAAUCUUUCAUCCAAAUGUGUCAGCAAAAGGAGAAAUUUGUGUUAACACACUAAAAAAAGAUUGGAAGGCUAAUCUUGGUUUAAAGCACAUUCUCAUAACCGUAAAAUGUUUAUUGAUAUAUCCAAACCCUGAAUCUGCGUUAAAUGAAGAAGCAGGGAAAUUAUUACUCGAACAGUAUACGGAAUAUUCAAAACAAGCGAAAUUGAUGACCGAAGUAUAUGCACGUCCUCCAAAGUCCAGUCAAGCUGCAUGUGAACAGAGCGUUUCUUCUAAAUCUUCAGCACUAAGUAAAAAACGUGCAGCAGAGAAACUUGACAAAAAGAAAUUAGAAAAGAAACGUGCCCUGAAAAGGCUAUAAUGCUUGGAGAGAGUUAGAAUUGUUAAUAAAGUUGUUGUUGUUUUUUGUACAAAAGAUUGUGUGAAAAUUGCACGUGAAUUCAAAUGGAAUUUUGAUUUAUAGAUCUUCAUGGAUACUUUUUGAAACAAUUUAGGUGUGGUUACAGAUGUUUCGUUUAUCGUUACCUUAAAAUCUAGAAAUUGUUCAUCUAUGCAUUCAUGUUUUAUGUUAUUUAAUUGUUUUUUAAUGUCAAAAUCAAUUAAUCGCUUUCUGAUUUUUUUUUUCUUUUGUUCUUUUGAACAAUUGACAUGCCUGUCUAAAGUUUAAUAUAAUCAUUGUUCCGUUAUUGCUGCUACCAUAUUCUGUAGUUGUUUUGGUGGCAGGAAUUAUGUAUAAAACAUGUUUCCAAUCUCACCUGAUUUUUUAUGUUGUAAUUUAUAUCAGUGUUUUUUUGUGUUUUUUCUUUUUUUUAGAGUUCUUGUUUCUGUUGAACACAUCAACCAGUUUCGUACAGUAUAUGACUCAUUUUCUUUAUUUCAAAAUUAUUUGUGGUACGAAUUUUUCAAAAAGUAUUGCUUGAAAUCUUAGCUGUAUAUAUAUGGAUGUAUAUAUAAUUUGUGUUUUCUUUUUAUUAUUCCACCCAAAGAUAUUUUCAUUAGAUGUUCAAUUGGAAAA